Galeopterus variegatus (Sunda flying lemur) is the source of this 2123-nucleotide messenger RNA. RefSeq names its product SLIT-ROBO Rho GTPase activating protein 1 (gene SRGAP1). The record is from RefSeq and is a predicted model, not a curated record. Gene Ontology annotation, cellular component: cytoplasm. The transcript is spliced from 7 exons. Lineage: Eukaryota; Metazoa; Chordata; Mammalia; Dermoptera; Cynocephalidae. Gene Ontology annotation, molecular function: protein binding. Gene Ontology annotation, biological process: signal transduction; negative regulation of cell migration.
AUGACACAUUAUGGAAGCCACAUGCGGAAGCAGCAGAGUCUGUCAGGAGGCAGAGGGAUAGUGGGGAACUUAUUGUGCUCUCCACAAGAAGGAAUAGAUGAGGCAGGUCUUUCACAGUACAGCGAUGAGAACAUGAUGGACCCUUAUAACCUGGCCAUUUGCUUUGGCCCAACAUUGAUGCCUGUCCCAGAAAUACAGGAUCAAGUGUCUUGCCAGGCUCAUGUGAAUGAAAUUGUCAAAACCAUCAUCAUCCACCAUGAAACUAUUUUCCCAGAUGCUAAAGAGCUGGAUGGCCCAGUUUAUGAGAAAUGUAUGGCUGGAGAUGACUACUGUGACAGCCCCUACAGUGAGCAUGGCACACUGGAGGAAGUGGACCAGGACGCUGGUACAGAGCCCCACACCAGCGAAGACGAAUGUGAGCCAAUCGAAGCAAUUGCCAAGUUUGACUAUGCGGGGCGGACUGCCAGAGAACUGUCCUUCAAGAAGGGUGCCUCCUUGCUGCUGUAUCACCGCGCGUCUGAGGACUGGUGGGAAGGAAGGCACAAUGGGAUUGAUGGGCUUGUGCCUCACCAGUACAUAGUGGUGCAGGAUAUGGAUGAUACCUUUUCAGACACUCUGAGCCAAAAAGCCGACAGUGAGGCCAGCAGUGGGCCCGUCACAGAAGACAAGUCUUCGUCCAAAGACAUGAACUCCCCCACAGACCGCCACCCCGAUGGCUACUUAGCCAGGCAAAGGAAAAGAGGAGAGCCACCACCUCCCGUAAGGCGUCCUGGCAGGACCAGCGAUGGCCAUUGUCCCCUACAUCCCCCACAUGCCCUUUCCAACUCCUCAGUUGACCUGGGGUCCCCAAGCCUGGCCAGUCAUCCCCGGGGCCUGCUACAGAACCGUGGCCUCAACAACGACAGUCCUGAGAGGAGGCGACGGCCUGGCCAUGGCAGCCUGACCAACAUCAGCCGGCACGACUCCCUCAAGAAGAUGGACAGCCCUCCCAUUAGAAGGUCCACGUCAUCGGGGCAGUACACGGGCUUCAAUGACCACAAGCCACUGGACCCAGAGACAAUUGCUCAGCCUACGGUGGCACCCAGGAUGGGUGUGCAGCUGAAGCCCCCAGCCCUUAGGCCGUAACCUGCUGUUCUUCCCAAAACAAAUCCUACUAUAGGACCUGCCCCACCUACCCAGGGUCCAACAGACAAGUCUUGCACAAUGUAAAAACCAGCUGAGCAAGGCCAUGAGGAGAGGUGAUUUAAAAAAGAAAACGGAUUACUGACAAAAAAUCAGCGAUCCAUAACUUUCCUUAGUUUUGUGCUUAUAACUGGAGAUCUUUUGGCUUUUCUAUGUUGUUGGAUGUAAUGUCGAGACUAGCUAAAUUAACACGGGCAUUUGUAUUUUGUAAUUUUUUUUAAAUAACUGGACAUAUCCUAUGUCAUUUUAAAGACAAUAGAAACACUUAGACUUACUUGAAAAUCCAAUGCUGCACCACUUGUAACAAAGGCAACACCACUCUCUGCAUUGUACAGCGCUUCAUAUUUAGUGUAGCCCGGAUGAGUCAGAAAUGGCCUGAUCCGAAGGCAGGAGAAUCCCAGUUCCAGGUCUUACUGGAGUAUAACCAGCGUUGGUCUGUGGCACUUGGGGUAAUGGCUGAACAGUGAUCACAUCAUUGUUUGGUACCUGACAGCGAGCACCUCUGAUUGCAUGCAGAGCUAGGGUCCAGCUCAUGCUAAAGACUCACAGUUGUCACAGUGAGACAUUCCCAGUGGGACCUUCAGCCCAUGGCUUGAAUGGGUUAGAUGGAUGACUGCCUCUUUCAAAAGUUGUUUCCCUGGCCCGGGUUAAAGACUCAGUGAAAGAGGGUCGAUCCUCUGCAGUUAUUGCUUGAACUUAACCUGGGAAAGGAGAGGGAGACUAUCUCCAAAGCUGUCGAUGUUACUCCUUUCGUGGGUGUGAUCAGGCCCAAGACUUCCAAGUCUACCCCCUGCAUUCACAAAGGACUAAACAGUUAAUUUUAAAGACCUUCUGGUUAUGCUACUCCACAAACUGUUCAAUAACUGCCUGGAGAAUAUUUCUAUCUCCCCUAAAUCCCUGUGUUCCCCUCCGUGGAAAUGAAGAGAAGCAGCACGCAGGUC